Messenger RNA from Argentina anserina (silverweed cinquefoil), 1440 nucleotides. RefSeq names its product probable ethanolamine kinase. Gene Ontology annotation, molecular function: ethanolamine kinase activity. The transcript has 12 exons. NCBI's taxonomy places the organism in Eukaryota, Viridiplantae, Streptophyta, Magnoliopsida, Rosales, Rosaceae. The record is from RefSeq and is a predicted model, not a curated record. Gene Ontology annotation, cellular component: cytoplasm. Gene Ontology annotation, biological process: phosphatidylethanolamine biosynthetic process. The coding region runs from base 82 to 1203 and encodes 373 amino acids.
UCCAAAGCCCAAAAAAAAAAAAAAAAAAAAAAACUCAAAACCAGAAGAAGAAGAAGAAGAGAGAAAUCGUUGAAGGCGAAAAUGGGAGCGGUGAAGAACAUCUGGGACGCCAGAGAAGUAGCCGGAGCUCCGGCGGACUGCUCUCACAUCCAAAUCCGCUCUUCUUCUCAAUCCGUCGACCCUUCCCUCCCUCUCCCCCAAAUCACGCCUCUCGUAACGAAGCUGUGCAAGGAUCUGUUCAAGGAGUGGUCGGAUUUGGACGAUUCUCGGUUCGCCGUCGAGACGGUCUCCGGCGGCAUCACGAAUCUGUUGCUGAAGGCUACGGUGAAGGAGGAGGAUGGAAAUGAGGUUGCCGUGACUGUUAGAUUGUAUGGACCUAACACUGAUUAUGUUAUCAACCGCGAGCGUGAAUUGCAGGCGAUUAAGUACCUCUCGGCUGCGGGGUUUGGUGCAACUUUGCUUGCUGUUUUUGGAAAUGGAAUGGUGCAGUCGUUUAUAAAUGCACGCACUCUUGUUCCCUUAGACAUGAGAAUUCCAAAGCUGACAGCAGAAAUUGCCAGGGAACUUCGCCGGUUUCAUCAGGUGGAAAUUCCAGGUUCCAAGGAACCUCAGCUGUGGAGUGACAUUUUCAAGUUCUACGAGAAAGCCUCUGCUCUUGAAUUUGAUGACAGCGAGAAGCAGAAGAUCUAUGAAACUAUCUCAUUUAGUGAAGUUCGCCAUGAAGUAGUUGAGCUCAAGGACUUAACUAGCCAUUUUAAAGCUCCCGUGGUUUUUUCUCACAAUGACUUGCUUUCUGGAAAUAUAAUGGUCAAUGACAAAGAAGAGAAACUCUACUUCAUUGAUUUUGAGUAUGGGUCAUACAACUACAGAGGCUUUGACAUUGGUAAUCACUUCAAUGAAUAUGCAGGCUAUGAAUGUGACUACAGCUUAUACCCAAACAAGGAAGAACAAUACCAUUUCUUCAGGCAUUAUCUGGGACCUGACAAACCACAGGAGGUAUCGGACAAAGAUCUUGAAGCUCUCUAUGUUGAGACAAAUACAUAUAUGUUAGCUUCGCACUUGUACUGGGCUUUGUGGGGAUUAAUCCAGGCAAAGUUUUCCCCAAUCAAGUUCGAUUAUCUCAGUUAUUUCUUCCUGCGAUACAACGAAUACAAAAGGCAGAAGGAAAAGUGCUUAUCCUUGGCAAGGUCAUUCCUCUCAUGAUCUCGUGCAGAGUAACGUGUAACAGCAUAAGCACGCCUGUAUGUUAUGAAUAUGUAGGGAGUGCCAUUCUUUUUACUCUGCUGCGGUGCUGCCAAUAGAUGGUGUUGUAAUAUAGUCUUCUAUAGCCAUGACAACUAGGAAAGACAUGAGCAAAUAACUUGCAUCAGGGGCUCUCCAAGCACUGUAAUGCAGAUAAACUUGUGUAUGUGAUCUAUGUAAUAUUUUUGUGCUCUCAUU